Molecule: messenger RNA, 1695 nt
Organism: Pectinophora gossypiella (pink bollworm)
Lineage: Eukaryota; Metazoa; Arthropoda; Insecta; Lepidoptera; Gelechiidae
Gene: Idh3b
Product: isocitrate dehydrogenase [NAD] subunit beta, mitochondrial
Exons: 9
Coding region: 118-1284 (388 amino acids)
Biological process (GO): isocitrate metabolic process; tricarboxylic acid cycle
Cellular component (GO): mitochondrion
Molecular function (GO): oxidoreductase activity, acting on the CH-OH group of donors, NAD or NADP as acceptor; magnesium ion binding; NAD binding
Source: RefSeq, a predicted model, not a curated record
UGACGUUAUUAGCUGUCAAAUUUUGUAAAACGGAUCAUCCCGAAGUUACGUCUUCGGGUCCUAAAAUAAAUUUUUGAAAAAUAACCUUUUUUUAAAGGUUAAUAAAUAAAUCUUAAGAUGGCUCUUAUUACGAGGAACAUUUUCCGGACCCUUCUUCAGGGCUCUCAGCAUGUAGCCAAGGGUUUGCACACGAGUGCGGUCGCCGACAAAAACGUAUGUUUUGCGCCAGCUUCCAUCAGCACCCUGCAACCAAAUGCGACGAAGGAAGGUCGCAUCAAGUGCACCCUCAUCCCCGGAGACGGCGUCGGUCCUGAGCUGGUGUACUCCGUGCAGGAGGUCUUCAAGGCGGCAGGCAUCCCCGUGGACUUCGAAAUGUACUUUUUCUCGGAGGUGAACCCCACGCUGAGCGCGCCGCUCGAGGACGUCGUCAACUCCAUUAGCCGCAACAAGAUCUGCAUCAAGGGUAUCCUCGCAACGCCAGACUACUCGCACACAGCCGAGCUUCAAACCCUGAACAUGAAGCUACGCAACACUCUGGACCUGUACGCUAACGUGGUCCACGUCAAGUCCCUGCCCAACGUCAAGUGCCGCCACCAUGAUGUGGACUGCAUCAUCAUACGAGAACAGACCGAGGGGGAGUACUCCGCCUUGGAGCACGAGGGUGUACCUGGCGUCGUGGAGUGCUUGAAGAUUAUAACGGCGACCAAAUCCGAGCGCAUCGCCAAGUUCGCAUUCGACUACGCUACCAAGAUGGGCCGCAAGAAGGUCACCGCCGUCCACAAGGCCAACAUUCAGAAGCUUGGCGACGGGUUGUUCUUGAAGAGCUGUGACGAGAUGGCAAAGCUCUACCCCCGCAUCCAGUUCGAGAAGAUGAUCGUAGACAACUGCACGAUGCAGAUGGUGUCCAACCCCAAUCAGUUCGACGUGAUGGUGACGCCGAAUCUAUACGGCAAUAUCGUUGACAACCUGGCUUCGGGACUCGUUGGAGGCGCUGGUGUAGUGGCCGGGGCUUCUUACAGUGCUGAGUGCGCUGUCUUUGAACAGGGCGCGCGUCACGUGUUCUCUGGCGCGGUGGGCAAGAACAUCGCCAACCCCACCGCCAUGCUGCUGUGCUCCGCCAACCUGCUGGCACACGUCAACCUGCACUCAUACUCCAAGAUGAUCAAGAACGCUAUCAACAAAGUAUUGAAAGACGGCAAAAUCAGAACAAAGGACCUCGGCGGCCAAUCUACCACCAAAGACUUCACCUAUGCCGUCAUUCACAGUCUAGAACAUGACGCUUAAACAGUACACCUAAAUUCGGCUAUAAAAAUCUAACUCUUAUUAGAGCCAUUGUGAUCGUUCGAAGUUACCUUCCACCAGUAAAAUUAAGUAGAAUUUUGUAUUGUACCCAUUAGAAAUCAUAAUGUAGCGAAUUUUAUAGUAUUAUUGUUUUAUAAUUUAUUUUUUCUAUUUAUUGUAAAACGAUCUGUAUACCCGUCGCGUAAAUCAUUUUUGAACCCGUAUUAUUAAGUAUUGAUUGCUAUGUACCAAUCGCUGUCGUAAAAUGAAACCCUUGUAAAGAUAUUUAGAUUUUCUCUCUAUGUUUUUGGUCACCGUUUAGAUCAAUGAAUUGUAUGAAAAAUAUGAUUACAAUGUUUUCAUUAUUUGACGCAAUGUAAAUAUUUAUUGUGAAAUAAAACACUACCAAUACUU